Bactrocera latifrons is the source of this 2625-nucleotide messenger RNA. RefSeq lists its product as uncharacterized. Gene Ontology annotation, cellular component: cytoplasm. The transcript is spliced from 4 exons. NCBI's taxonomy places the organism in Eukaryota, Metazoa, Arthropoda, Insecta, Diptera, Tephritidae. The record is from RefSeq and is a predicted model, not a curated record. The coding region runs from base 523 to 2040 and encodes 505 amino acids. Gene Ontology annotation, molecular function: 5'-deoxynucleotidase activity.
AAAUCAGUAAUUUUUAAAUUUAAGUUGUAGAUAAAACAUAAGAAUGAUAUGUAAACUUAUAAUUUUACCUUGAUUAAUUACUAUUGAUUUGGCUAUAACACGCAUCAAACCAACAACAAACGAUUACGACGGCCAAGGGCAGGAGGUAAACGACGAGAGUGUAAAGUAUUUAUUUUUAAUUUACCUCACCAAUACGUUCAACAUUUUCAAAUAAUUGUUUGCUGCUUUAACUAUUAGAGGCAAUAGACAACAGCUUUUUGGCGGUCGGCGACAAAAUAUUUGAGCACGACAACCACGAGAUAGACAACCUAAAGCGAUAACUAAGGCGCAUAGUAAAGCAGCACACCUAAGCAUGCACUUGUGUCCUUCAUUAUUGUGUCGGAAAUUUGCAAGUUGAAUCCGAGAUAUAACACGUGCCGCAUACAACACAAUGAAAAAGUGUACGCCAUAAAAAUAUAUAUGAAAAAUACACAACUUUGGAAAAAAUUCUUUAGAGCCUAAUACGAAAGCCUCUCAACGAAAAUGCUCUCCAUUCAGCAAGUGAUCAAAGCUCUCCGAAAGCUACAAAACAGUAGGACUAAAAACAUUGGCGGUGAGUUAAUAAAACAAAACUUCAAUCGAAUUGUGGCUGAAUCGUCAGCCACUACGAAAUCUGAAAAUGUAGUGGAAGCGAUACCAGCGUUUGUGGGCGCAAUUUCUCCACCCAAUGAAAGUGCAUUUCUGUUGGCACCGACGACUGUGACGUCACCACAAUCGUUAACCGAUGAGAUGAUAUCACCACAACAACAACAUUUGCAACCCCACCAAACUGAGAAUAAGCAACAGCUGUUCCUCACAACUAAUUCUAGUCAUCAACAACAAACAUAUCAGCCACUGCGGCAUUCACAAGCAUUCGAAGUUAAAUGUGAAACUGGCCUACAACGUACCGUCAGUGUUGUUUUGCCAGCGAUUGAAAACGGUGGUGUCAGAGCUGGUGCGGGAGACCAAAUUGGCGUAAAUUCAUAUAAGAUAACAACAACAAAUGCGAAUGCUUCAAAUUAUAGAAAAGCAAUUGUAUCCGGAACUAUAACACGCUCUCAACAGAUACAGAAGUUCUAUCAGCAGCAUCUGCAUCACUUCCAUACACAAAACAAUCAUAAUUUUGAAAAUAAGCAAACACAAUAUAACGCAAUGUCAUCACUAGCUGCUGAACCUAAAACUUUGAAGCAGGAUGAACAAACUGCGGCUGCCACAAAUGGGCAACAUAUGUCAGAGAAUGGAACCACCACCAGUAAUGGUAGCAGUUGUAAUGGCAAUGAACAGAAAAAUUCUUCUGGUAAGCCAUGUUUUAACGCCGGGCUGGGCCAAAUACUACAAUUUAUGGAGUUAAUUGGCAAUUUAAAGCAUACGAAGCGUACGGGAUGGGUGCUGCGCAACGUCAGUGACCCCGAAUCUAUAUCAGGUCAUAUGUAUCGCAUGAGUAUGAUGACCUUUCUACUGGACGGUAGCGAGGGUCUUAAUCAGAUACGCUGCAUGGAAUUGGCAUUAGUGCACGAUCUGGCUGAGAGUGUAGUUGGCGAUCUGACUCCUUUCUCCGGCGUCUCCAAAUCGGACAAACGCGCUAUGGAAUUCAAGGCAAUGGAAGACAUUUGCAAGUUAAUAGAACCGCGUGGCAAGCGUAUCAUGGAACUUUUUGAGGAAUACGAAGCAGGCGAAAGUGCUGAAUCGAAGUUUGUCAAAGACCUAGAUCGACUCGACAUGAUUAUGCAGGCAUUUGAGUAUGAGAAACGUGACAAUUGUCUAUUGAAGCAUCAGGAAUUCUUCGAUUCUACAGAGGGUAAAUUCAAUCAUCCAUUCAUCAAGAAACUGGUUGAUGAAAUCUACGAGCAGCGACAGAAUUUGGCGCGCGCCGAAGGUGCUACGCCACCACCGCCUGUGCAUGUGCCCGACAUUGAGGCAUUGCCCAGCACCAAUGGUCUACAGAAGAGUGCGGAUGCCGCCUCAGCGCUUGAGGAACCAGUCGUAGAAUCCCCAAAGAACAAAACCAGCACCACUAGUUGAUUGCGCAGCAGCACGAAAGGCAUGCAAAUGUCGUAAAAGAAUAGCAGCAACUGGCAAAAUAUAUGCUACGGCAACUGUCAUUCACGGAUUUGUUUGACAAGUUUUUAAAUAAUAUUCUCUCGGUUAAGUUAAAUAAAAUAAUAAUCGCGGUAGCUAGUACUUUAUUCUGUGCAUAGUAGAUUUUAUUUUUCCUUUUGCACUAAGCCAAAAAUCAAACGAAAACUAACUGUAUUGAACAAAUUUUAUUUAAUUUAUCACUCGUCUUAGUGCACAUGGUAUUUAAAAGUGUCAUUUUCAAUAGUCUAAGUUAGACUAAAAUAUUAUUUAACAAUCAUCAUAUUGCCUGCACGCUACAGCAUAAGGUUGUAAAGCGAGGAUUUUAACGAUGUUUUUAAUUGUUAUUGUAAUAUAAAAUCAAUGAAACUAUAUUCAUAAACAUUAUAAGUAUCUCAUUGUUCCAUGCUACAUUGUAAUUUACUGUAAUAGCAAAUUUGAUCGGCGUUAUAGACACUUAUGCAAUUUAAUUUGUACAAAACUAACAACAUUAAAGCAUUGGGUUUUGUUGUAACAGCAUAACACAAUCAA